Molecule: messenger RNA, 1503 nt
Organism: Conger conger (European conger)
Lineage: Eukaryota; Metazoa; Chordata; Actinopteri; Anguilliformes; Congridae
Product: cell division control protein 42 homolog
Exons: 6
Coding region: 148-723 (191 amino acids)
Biological process (GO): small GTPase-mediated signal transduction; modification of synaptic structure
Cellular component (GO): dendritic spine
Molecular function (GO): GTPase activity; GTP binding
Source: RefSeq, a predicted model, not a curated record
GUUGACGUUACGCAGACUACGCAACGUGCCCCUGUGGUUUUGACUGAGCGACCCCGAGUGCGAAGCUGCCAACGCCCGGCAUAGAGGCUGCUCGACUAAGAGGAAACGAUCGUGAAUGAGCCCUGUGGACCCUGACAGAACGCAGCUAUGCAGACCAUUAAGUGUGUGGUAGUGGGUGAUGGCGCCGUGGGUAAAACCUGUCUGCUCAUCUCCUACACCACCAACAAAUUCCCCUCCGAGUAUGUUCCCACGGUGUUUGAUAACUAUGCAGUAACGGUCAUGAUUGGCGGGGAGCCCUACACCCUGGGAUUAUUUGACACUGCGGGUCAGGAAGACUACGACAGGUUGCGACCCCUGAGCUACCCCCAGACCGACGUCUUCUUAGUCUGUUUCUCUGUCGUGUCGCCUUCUUCUUUUGAAAACGUUAAAGAGAAGUGGGUUCCUGAGAUCACUCACCACUGUCCGAAGACCCCGUUCCUGCUGGUGGGGACGCAGAUCGACCUGCGGGACGACCCGUCCACCAUCGAGAAGCUGGCCAAGAACAAGCAGAAGCCCAUCACCCCGGAGACGGCCGAGAAGCUGGCCCGGGACCUGAAGGCCGUCAAGUACGUGGAGUGCUCCGCCCUGACGCAGAGAGGGCUGAAGAAUGUGUUUGAUGAAGCUAUCCUAGCAGCGCUCGAACCUCCAGAAACUCAGCGGAAACGGAAGUGCUGUAUAUUCUAGUCGUCUUUUUUUACACCUCCCCCAUAAAAACUGCUGCUUCCCUCUCUCCACCCCCCCCUCCGUCCUUAACCAUGCCCCCCCUCUCUCUCUCUCUCUCUCUCUCUCUCUCUCUCUCUCUCUCUCUCUCUCUCUCUCUCUCUCCCCCUCCGCCCUUAGUCAUGCCCCCCCUCUCUCUCUCUCCGCCCUUAGUCAUGCCCCCUCCUCUCACCUCUGUUUGACGCCAUCUUGCUUUCUGUAUCCAUAAUCCGUCAGUUAUUUAUUCUGUUUUGUUGAUAUUUUAGUUUCUUUGGUUUAACGUUGGCGAGUGCGUGCUCUCGCCUCUCUGCCUUGCCCGCGUGAGGAUGCCCGAUGCUACUUCCUGUUCGGAAGAGCUACUUCCUCCUGCGCUCGCGUUCGCCUCGAAGGCGUACGUCAGGCUGCUCGAUUCACGUUGUUUAUUUUUUGGUCUCCCAACGUUUUUUUUUUUUUUUUUUUUUUUUGAGGGGCAAAAAAUAACCUCCUUUUUUUUUUUCCUGCAACUUGAUGCAUUGUGAAUCCUUAAUUUAUUUAUAUUUUUUUCGUUUUUUUUAUUUUUUAAGGAAAGAUAUUUCCAUUACGUCAGUGUACAUUUUUUUUGUACUAGAAAUGUAUCAUAAAAUGUUAACUCUAAAUGUGAUAAUCUUUGGCUUACGUUUGCAAACUGGAUGUCGUUGGUAUGAGAAAUGCCGUGUUUGUGGAGGAGGAAAACCAGUGCAAACCCUGUGUCCCAUGACUUCAAAUAAAGGGGAACUGAAACUCAAA